Glycine soja is the source of this 4619-nucleotide messenger RNA. RefSeq names its product ABC transporter B family member 15-like. Bases 504 to 4283 code for a protein of 1259 amino acids. Gene Ontology annotation, biological process: transmembrane transport. The transcript is spliced from 7 exons. The record is from RefSeq and is a predicted model, not a curated record. Gene Ontology annotation, cellular component: membrane. Gene Ontology annotation, molecular function: ATP binding; ATP hydrolysis activity; ABC-type transporter activity. Lineage: Eukaryota; Viridiplantae; Streptophyta; Magnoliopsida; Fabales; Fabaceae.
AAGAAGAAGAAUCGUGUCAGCAAAAGCAGUAAAAGUGGCAUAUCUUGGGAAAUAAUUUUGAAAGUGGUAUAAGAUGAGAAAAUGCUUUUAUAAAAGUAGUAGCAGUAUAUAUAUAUGGCUAUGAAAAAUGUCCCGAUGCUUUUGCAGUGUGAUGAUUAUAAAGUCAAACAGGAGCAAAUUCCCCUCCUCACAUCACAUGUUCCUCCAUCCUCAACAACACAAUAAACCUCUCCACAUGCUAUUAAGAAUUCCCCCAAUAACCCUGACCCUAGCUAUUCUGGUCCCAAUGAGUUUUGCCCCACCACACUUUAGCCCACACUGAUUCCUAUAAAUUCAUCAGAAUGUCGCAACAACUUAGUUCAAGGCCAUGAAACAAAAGCUGGUUUUGGAAGCAAGCCAAGAAGGCAGCGAAAAAAAAAAAAACCAUGCUCUAUUAGUUUGAAGAAAGUGGGUCUCCGAAUCUCACUGUUGUUUGUUUCUCAAGAAAAAGGGUGUGUCUAAAAAUGGGUAGGGAUCAGAAAAGUGUGGUAGCUAUGGUUGGCCAGGAGAGAAAAACAAACAAGAAAAAUGGGUCUCUUGGGUUUAGGUCCAUUUUCAUGCAUGCCGAUGGCAAAGAUUUGUUUCUUAUGGUUUUAGGUACUAUUGGGGCAGUUGGGGAAGGCUUGACCACCCCUCUAGUGUUGUAUAUCAGUAGCCGCAUGAUGAAUAACAUUGGAAGUUCCUCUAACAUGGAUGGAAACACUUUCAUCCAUAGCAUCAAUAAGAAUGCAGUGUCUUGGUUAUAUUUGGCUGGUGCCUCUUUUGCGGUUUGCUUCCUCGAGGGUUAUUGUUGGACAAGAACAAGCGAAAGACAAGCGGCGAGAAUGAGAUGCAGGUAUCUGAAAGCAGUACUCAGACAAGAUGUGGAGUACUUCGAUUUGCAUGUCACGAGCACCUCAGAGAUCAUCACUAGCGUCUCCAGCGACAGCCUCGUAAUUCAAGAUGUCCUUAGUGAAAAGGUUCCGAAUUUCUUGAUGAACAUGUCAUUGUUCGUCGGGAGCUACAUAGCGGCGUUUGCAAUGUUGUGGAGGCUGGCCAUUGUGGGGUUUCCUUUCGUCGUUCUUCUCGUGAUCCCGGGUUUAAUUUACGGCAAGACCUUGAUUGGGUUGUCUAGUAAACUCAGAGAAGAGUACAACCAAGCUGGGACAGUGGCGGAACAAACAAUUUCGUCCAUCAGAACCGUUUUUUCAUUUGUGGGGGAAAGCAAGACCAUGAACGCUUUCUCAAACGCGCUUCAAGGAACGGUUAAGUUGGGUCUCAAACAAGGCUUGGCUAAGGGAUUAGCCGUUGGAAGCAACGGCGUCGUUUUCGGCAUUUGGUCCUUCAUGUGCUACUACGGCAGCAGGCUCGUCAUUUAUCAUGGCGUCAAAGGAGGGACAGUUUUUGCUGUCGGAGCAGCAAUCGCCGUUGGUGGAUUGGCAUUAGGGGCGGGGUUAUCCAACGUGAGGUACUUUUCGGAGGCGGGUGCGGCAGCGGAGCGUAUAAAGGAAGUGAUAAAGAGGGUUCCCAAGAUAGAUUCUGACAACAAGGAAGGGGAAAUCCUGGAAAACAUUUACGGGGAAGUGGAAUUUGACCGAGUGGAAUUCGCAUACCCGUCGAGACCCGAAAGCGCGAUUCUGAAGGGACUGAACCUGAGGGUGCCAGCAGGGAAGAGAGUGGCGUUGGUGGGAGAGAGUGGGUCAGGAAAAUCUACGGUGAUAGCUUUAUUACAGAGAUUUUAUGACCCUUGUGGGGGAGAGGUGCGUGUGGAUGGGGUGGGGAUCCAGAAGCUGCAGCUGAAGUGGCUGAGGUCGUGUAUGGGGCUGGUUAGCCAGGAACCUGCUCUGUUCGCGACCAGCAUUAAAGACAACAUACUUUUCGGCAAAGAGGAUGCCACCCAGGACCAGGUGGUUGAGGCUGCAAAAGCUGCCCAUGCUCAUAAUUUCAUUUCGCUUCUGCCUCACGGUUACCAUACACAGGUGGGAGAGAGGGGGAUUCAGAUGUCAGGGGGACAAAAACAGAGGAUAGCAAUUGCGAGGGCAAUAAUUAAGAAACCACGAAUUCUCCUUCUGGACGAAGCAACAAGCGCGCUGGACUCAGAGUCAGAGAGACUCGUCCAAGAAGCGUUGGACAAUGCAGCAGUGGGUUGCACCACCAUCAUCAUAGCGCACCGCUUGUCCACCAUCCAAAACGCGGACCUCAUUGCCGUCGUCGGAGGCGGAAAAAUCAUCGAGAUGGGCUCGCACGACGAGCUCAUCAAAAACGACACCGGCGCUUACGCCUCCGCGUUUCGCCUCCAGCAACAAAUGGGCAAAGACAAGGUAGAGGAAAGCACGGAAAAAACCGUUAUUCCAGGGACUGUUUUAUCCACAACCGAAACCCAAGACAUGGGACUUACUUCUGUAGGCCCCACAAUAUCCGGUGGUUGUGAUGAUAACAUGGCGACAGCGCCAUCAUUUUGGAGACUGAUGGCGCUGAGCUACCCCGAGUGGAAGCAUGGCGUUUUUGGGUGUCUGAAUGCCAUGGUGUUCGGUGCCGUUCAGCCGGUGUACGCAUUUACGAUGGGUUCCACCAUACUUUUGUAUUUUAACUCUGAUCAUGAGGAGAUAAUGAGGAGGACGAGGUUCUACUCGUUUACCUUUCUGGGCCUCUUUGUGGUGUCUUUGCUUUCGAAUAUUGGGCAGCAUUAUUGCUUCGGUUACAUGGGGGAAUACUUGACCAAACGGGUCAGAGAGACCGUGCUUGCCAAAAUCCUCACUUUCGAAGUUGGGUGGUUUGAUUUGGAUCAGAACUCCACUGCCUCCAUCUGUUCCAGACUUGCCAAAGAUGCUAGUGUGGUGAGGUCUCUAGUGGGAGAUAGAAUGGCAUUGCUAGUACAAACAUUUUCAGCGGUAAUAACAGCCUAUACGAUGGGUCUUAUCAUUUCUUGGAGGCUUUCCAUCGUUAUGAUAGCUGUACAACCCAUCAUCAUAGCAUGCUUUUACACAAGGCGUGUGCUUCUCAAGAGCAUGUCCAACAAGUCCAUGAAGGCACAACAACAAAGCAGUAACAUAGCUUCCGAAGCAGUUUCCAACCUUAGAACUGUCACAGCCUUUUCUUCUCAAGAUAGGAUUCUCAAAAUGCUUGAAGAGGCUCAACAACGACCAAGUCUAGAGAACAUAAGACAAUCUUGGUUUGCUGGAAUUGGGCUUGGAUGCUCCCAGGGCCUUGCGUCUUGCAUUUGGGCCUUAGAUUUUUGGUAUGGUGGCAAGCUUAUUUCAUAUGGGUACAUAACAACAAAAACGUUUUUUGAGAGCUUCAUGGUUUUGGUGAGCACGGGAAGGAUCAUUGCUGAUGCUGGAAGCAUGACCACGGAUCUUGCUAGAGGUGCUGAUGUUGUUGGUGAUAUUUUUGGGAUCAUUGAUCGGUGUACGAAAAUUGAGCCUGAUGACCCAAAUGGGUACAUACCGGAGAGGUUAAUUGGUGAAAUAGAGUUUCAUGAAGUGCAUUUCGCGUACCCUGCUAGGCCUAAUGUGGCCAUCUUUGAAAAUUUCUCCAUGAAAAUAGAGGCGGGAAAAUCUACGGCAAUGGUGGGACAAAGUGGGUCCGGGAAAUCGACGAUCAUUGGUCUAAUAGAGAGGUUUUAUGAUCCACUUAAAGGGAUGGUGACAAUAGAUGGCAUGGACAUAAAAUCGUAUAACCUAAAGUCACUAAGGAAGCACAUAGCACUAGUGAGCCAAGAGCCAACGUUGUUCGGUGGGACCAUAAGGGAGAACAUUGCAUACGGAAGAUGUGAGAGUGAGAGGGUUGAUGAGAGCGAGAUCAUAGAGGCGGCACGAGCGGCGAACGCGCACGAUUUCAUAGCUAGCUUGAAGGAAGGGUAUGAGACAUGGUGUGGGGAUAAAGGGGUGCAACUUUCAGGGGGUCAAAAGCAAAGGAUAGCAAUAGCGAGGGCAAUACUGAAAAACCCUAAGGUGUUGUUGUUGGACGAGGCCACAAGCGCAUUAGAUGGUCCAUCAGAGAAGGUGGUGCAAGAUACGUUGAUGAGGGUGAUGAGAGGGAGGACCGGCGUAGUGGUGGCACACAGGUUGAGCACCAUACACAAUUGUGAUGUUAUUGGUGUGUUGGAAAAGGGGAGGGUGGUGGAGAUUGGAACCCACUCGUCCUUGUUGGCCAAAGGGUCAUGUGGAGCUUAUUACUCCUUGGUCAGUCUUCAGACGAGACAUGCAACAACACCAAAUAACACUAGUUGUACUAAAGCUGGUAGUACCCACUCUAUCAAUUGACCCUGCCAAAGUACCAUCCAUCUAGUCUUUGUCUACUUGGGAUGGCUAGCUAGCUACUAGGCCACCUUUUUGAGGUUGAUAGGAGAUAAUAGCUAGCUAGUAUGAUAAAGAUGAGAGAUGGGUUUGUGAUAGGUGAAGGCAACUUAAACAAGUGGACGAGAUGGAGAAGGAACUUUCAAAGUGUGUGUCACCUUUCUUAUAAUUUUGCACUUUCUCAUGUAUUCCUCCAUCAACAUCGAUCCAUGUUUAAAUAAUGUAUGUACAUAUAUGUCUCUAUAUAUGAUAUCAAGUAGAAUGAUUUCUUUCUGCUUCUGAAAUCAUUAUUAUUAACUUACU